This is a messenger RNA of Austrofundulus limnaeus, 2351 nucleotides long. Its product is annotated as dynamin-2. Gene Ontology annotation, cellular component: synapse; plasma membrane; cytoplasm. The record is from RefSeq and is a predicted model, not a curated record. NCBI's taxonomy places the organism in Eukaryota, Metazoa, Chordata, Actinopteri, Cyprinodontiformes, Rivulidae. Gene Ontology annotation, biological process: synaptic vesicle budding from presynaptic endocytic zone membrane; receptor internalization. Gene Ontology annotation, molecular function: GTP binding; GTPase activity; microtubule binding.
GGGUGGGGCUUCAGUCUCCGGCGGAGGCUUGUCGCCUGACCGGAUGAUGACAGAACAGAAGUUUUUACUGAAGCAGUGUCCGUUUUUAUCUGGCGCUAACCCGUUUAAUAAUCCGGACAGUUUACCCAGAACUAUCUGGACUUUUUGAAACCUUUGCCGUCUUGUAUUGGGAGGAAAUAAACUCAAUUAAGCGGUGACAAAAUCUUGUUCCAUCUGCGAACUUUUUUCUUGUUUUUACUGGACGGUAGUUUUUCUACUGGUUCCGCAAGGGGGUCCAGGAGAAAGACCCCAGGGCUCUCUGAAGACGUGCCGCCAUGGGAAACCGGGGGAUGGAGGACCUAAUUCCCCUCAUCAACAAGCUCCAGGACGCCUUCAGCUCCAUCGGCCAGAGCUGCAACCUGGACCUGCCUCAGAUAGCGGUGGUCGGCGGUCAGAGCGCUGGGAAGAGUUCGGUGUUGGAGAAUUUCGUUGGAAGGGACUUUCUGCCCCGAGGAUCUGGCAUCGUCACCCGUCGUCCUCUCAUUCUUCAGCUGGUUAACAGUAAAGCAGGUUACAUCGGGGUGGUGAACCGCAGUCAAAAGGACAUUGAUGGAAAGAAGGACAUCUGUGCUGCUCUGGCUGCUGAGAGGAAGUUUUUCCUGUCCCAUCCUGCGUACAGACAUUUGGCAGAGCGGAUGGGAACUCCUCACCUACAAAAAACCCUCAAUCAGCAACUCACCAAUCACAUCCGCGACACAUUGCCAGGGUUACGCAGCAAGCUGCAAAGCCAGCUGUUGUCACUGGAGAAAGAAGUGGAGGAGUUCAAGAACUUCCGUCCCGACGACCCUGCGCGCAAAACCAAGGCCUUGCUUCAGAUGGUGCAGCAGUUUGGGGUGGACUUUGAGAAGUGCAUCGAAGGGUCCGGAGAUCAGGUGGAUACCUCCAACCUGUCUGGGGGAGCCAAAAUCAAUCGGAUCUUUCAUGAACGUUUUCCCUUUGAGCUGGUGAAGGACAGGCCUGUUCACCCCAGACCUGGCGUUUGAAGCCAUAGUGAAAAAGCAGAUCAUUAAGCUGAAAGAGCCCUGUCUGAAAUGCAUCGACAUGGUCAUCCAGGAGCUCAUCAACACAGUCAGACAGGGCACUAAUAAGCUGGGCUCGUACCCUCGACUGAGAGAAGAGACGGAGAGAAUUGUGACCACCCACAUCAGAGAGAGAGACAGCAAGACUAAAGACCAGGUGCUGUUAUUGAUUGACAUUGAGCUUUCCUACAUCAACACUAACCAUGAAGACUUCAUUGGGUUUGCCAAUGCUCAGCAGAGGACCGCUGCCAACGCCACCAAGAAAAGAGUCAUGCCCAAUCAGGUGAUCCGCCGAGGCUGGCUCACGAUCAACAUCAGCAUCAUGAAGGGAGGAUCGAAGGAUUACUGGUUUGUCCUGACUGCUGAGUCGCUGUCCUGGUACAAAGACGAGGAGGAAAAAGAGAAGAAGUACAUGCUGCCUCUUGACAACCUGAAGCUGAGAGAUGUGGAAAAAGGUUUCAUGUCCAGCAAACACGUCUUUGCCAUCUUCAACACAGAACAGAGGAACGUGUACAAAGACCUGCGUCAGAUUGAACUGGCCUGUGACACUCAGGAGGAYGUUGACAGCUGGAAGGCCUCCUUCCUCAGAGCUGGGGUUUACCCAGAGAAAGACCAGCCUGAAAACGAGGAUGCCGUGAGUUCUGGCGACACGGUCUCCAUGGAUCCACAGCUGGAACGGCAGGUGGAGACCAUCCGCAACCUCGUGGACUCGUACAUCGGCAUCGUCAACAAGUCCAUCAGGGACCUGAUGCCCAAGACCAUCAUGCACCUCAUGAUCAACAAUACAAAGGACUUCAUCCACUCCGAGCUGCUGGCCUACCUGUACUCAGCCGGAGACCAGGGCAGUUUGAUGGAGGAGUCAGCGGAGCAGGCUCAGAGGAGAGACGAGAUGCUGAAGAUGUACCACGCUCUGAAGGAGGCCCUCGUCAUCAUUGGGGACAUCAGCACCACCACCAUUUCUACUCCCGUCCCCCCACCUGUAGAUGACACCUGGAUUGCCAAAGACCCGAGCCCUCCCCCGGCCUCCCGUCCAGCCACAUCUACUGCAGCCCCUCCCAACAGACCACCAGCUGUGAGGGGACCCAACCCAGGUCCACCUCCACCUCUCAAUCCCUCUCCAGCGUUUGGAGCUCCACCCGUCCCCUCCCGGCCGGGCUACGCUGGUGAGACCAACUCGUCAGUGCCUCUUGUUCCGUCAAGGCCAGCCCGUGUGCCUCCAGCUCUGCCACCAGGAAUUCCCAGAAGACCCCCGGCUGCACCCAACAGACCCACCAUCAUCCGUCCCUCAGAGCC